AUGCGUUUGUUGUUUCUGUUGUUGUUGGUGUGUGCUAGUGUGAUUGUGGCUGUUGAGGCGCUCCCGCCAGCGGCGCUUGGCGAUGUUGUUGCUAACGCUGCAAGCAGUUUGAAUUCUAUGAAGGUAACAGGAGCAUGGCGUCGUCUAUCAAGCACUGUCAGCGAAUCAGUCGGACUGAAGUAUGCUCUACGUCGCCUUCAGAACGUGCCAGCCAGAGCAGCCAGGCUGGUGCACGCGUUAGUAGACCGCAUGAGGGUCGGAGGGGGUCCCGUGGUUGAUACCAAACUGGGCUCCUUAAGGGGACGCCGUGUUAUAACCAGGACCUCGGCGCAAAUACCCUACUAUAGCUUCAAGGGUAUCAGGUACGCUCAGCCCCCACGUGGGGCUCUUCGGUUCCGACCACCAGCACCCUUAAGCCCCUGGUCUGGAAUAAGGGACGCGUUGGAAGAAGGCGCAGUAUGUCCACACAGGUUCAUGCUGUUCGACACCUACAAAGGAGACGAGGAUUGCCUCUUCCUCAACGUUUACACUCCCGCCUUACCUGAUAAAUUAUCCGGCUACAACCCGGAGUUAGCAGUGAUGGUAUGGAUUCACGGUGGGGCGUUCGCUGUGGGGUCAGGUAACGCGUUCCUGUAUGGACCUGAUCAUCUUGUAGGGGCUGGGGUGGUGCUCGUCACUCUCAACUAUAGACUGGGAGCCUUGGGCUUCCUCAGUCUGGAGAAUGAAGAGGUCCCAGGGAAUAUGGGGCUCAAGGACCAAGUGAUGGCCUUGAAGUGGGUGAGAGACAACAUCCAAGUGUUCGGAGGUGAUCCUCAACGCGUCACUAUCUUCGGAGAGUCAGCUGGCGCAGCUUCCGUUCAUCUGCAUAUGCUAUCACCAGCCUCAAAGGGUUUAUUCCAUGGUGUGAUCGCUCAAAGCGGCGUAUCUCUCUCUCCGUGGGCGCUGGCGUCCUCUCCUCGUGAGCGAGCCUUCCAUCUUGGUCGGGAACUUGGCAUUGAUACAAACAACACAGCGGAACUACUUGGGUACCUUCGAGCGACUCCGAGUGAAUUGCUAGUCAAGGCUGGAGCUCGUCUCGUAUCAGCCCCGGGGGCUGCGGACCUGCACAGUACGGUGGCGCUGCCCUUCCUACCAGCCGUGGAGCCCCCCGGACCUGAAGCCUUUCUUACUACACGACCCCAAGACUUAUUACCAGGAGCCGACGUACCCCUCAUGACUGGUUACAACGCGCAGGAAGGCAUCAUAUUAUUCCGACGUUUGCAAAGAUAUCCAAAACUGUUGAGUGAGCUGGAAAGUGAAUUCAGGAAGGUUGUGCCACCCGAGUUGAUAAGUUCUGAUGAUGAACGGUCCAAGAAGGUCGCGGAACAUAUCAGAACAUUCUACUUCCAACAACGGAAGAUUGAUAUACGGAGUAUCGACAGUCUGAUAGAUUUGUUCACAGAUGUAAUGUUCUUGCGGCCGGCUUUGGAAACUUUACGGUUGAAUGCAAGGACAAACAGAACCAGCCCCACUUAUAUGUAUAGAUUUGCCUUCGACGGAGCCCUAGGGCUCUUCAAGCGGAUGCUGGGCAUCACACACCCGGGCGUCUGUCACGGAGAUGAAAUGGGAUAUCUGUUCUACUUCUCAAGACUCAAUUAUAGACUUGAUGACGAUUCCCCUGAAUUAGCAGUGUCCAAAAAAAUGGUCCAACUUUGGACUAAUUUCGCAAAAACUGGUAAUCCUACACCACCGAUCGACUAUGAGUCUGUGGUAGACUUCAAAUGGCCGCCGGUAAAUAACACCGAUCACGUGACAUACCUCGACAUUACGCGCCAAUUCACUAUCAAGAGUGACCCGGAACCGAAAAGAGUUCGCUUCUGGGAUUGGCUGUAUGAUAACUACGAGAACGAAUGA
Molecule: messenger RNA, 1893 nt
Organism: Danaus chrysippus (African queen)
Lineage: Eukaryota; Metazoa; Arthropoda; Insecta; Lepidoptera; Nymphalidae
Source: the annotation of a GenBank genome assembly